Molecule: messenger RNA, 509 nt
Organism: Branchiostoma floridae (Florida lancelet)
Lineage: Eukaryota; Metazoa; Chordata; Leptocardii; Amphioxiformes; Branchiostomatidae
Product: tRNA (guanine(10)-N2)-methyltransferase homolog
Exons: 5
Coding region: 60-509 (149 amino acids)
Cellular component (GO): cytoplasm
Source: RefSeq, a predicted model, not a curated record
UUGGUAUGAAUCGCUAGGUGACGCCCUUACUCCAUCAUUUUGAUUACUGAGAAACCAAGAUGGCUGCGCCCGUGUGUUCCACGGGGUGGAGACGAUAUUUGUUGUGGCUCGCUCACGAACAUCUGGAGUUCAGAAUACCAGAGAUCCAGUCCAUCGCCCAGGCAGUCGGAGCACCGCUGGAAAUCUGUGAUACAGACUAUGAUAUCAAGAACCAUCCUUUUGUAGAACUGAGGUUACCGUCUGAAGAAGAUGCCAGGAAAAUCAUCGGGAGAUCUUUUCUCUCAAGAUGUUUACUUGAGCUGUGGGGUACAGGACAGACUGCAGAGGAGCUACACAAAGUACUCAGGGACUAUCCUACUGAACUGUCUGCACCAUACAUGCGCCAAGACACAUCCUUCAGGUACCAGGUCGCUGCCUUCGGGAAGACUCUCACCAUGAGGAGGAAAAAGGACAUCAUUGAUGUGAGAAAAAUGUUUCCUCUUUCCUUCAGAGACUUCUUAGUCUGCUAA